UUUGUUUCCUAACACUGCUCAGAUUGUAAACAAACCGUUCUGCACGUGCAUUAUUUAUUUUAAAAAUAAAUACAUUUCCUUAAACCAAGACAUGGCCGGCAACUUUGAGCUGCUUAGUGAGCAGGGUCUUCGUCUUGACGGUCGUCGUCCUCACGAACUCCGCCACAUCAAGUGCAAAUUAGGAGUUUUUGAACAGCCCGAUGGAAGCGCCUACAUGGAGCAAGGCAAUACUAAGGUCUUGGCCGCCGUUUAUGGACCCCACCAGACUAAAGGCAAGAAGACGGAGUCCAACGAUGUACUCAUCAACUGCCAGUACAGUCAGGCCACCUUCUCCACGGCGGAGCGAAAGAACAGACCACGCGGUGAUCGCAAGUCCUUGGAAUUCAAGAUGUACCUGCAGCAAGCGUUGAGUGCGGCCAUCAAAUCGGAGCUUUAUCCUCGUUCCCAGAUAGACAUCUAUGUGGAGGUGCUCCAGGCGGACGGAGCCAACUACGCAGUGGCCCUUAAUGCGGCUACUCUGGCACUUAUUGAUGCUGGAAUCUGUCUAAACGAAUUUAUCGUUGCCUGCACCGCCUCAUUGAGCAAGUCGAACAUUCCGCUAACGGACAUCUCCCACUUCGAGGAAGUUUCUGGCGGUCCUAAAUUGACAGUGGCUGCUUUGCCCACCGCCGAAAAGAUUGCCUUUCUGGAGAUGAGCGAGCGAUUCCACAUCGACCACCUGGAGACAGUAAUCGAAACUGCAAUGGCCGGCUGCCGCGAAAUCCGAGAUAUUCUGGAGGCGGCAGUUAAGGAGCACCUACUACAUAUGGGCAGUGCUGCCGAUUGGGCGAGAGUUUGUUGAAAUAAAUAAAUUGCUUUCUUUCUUAACUUGAA
This is a messenger RNA of Drosophila ficusphila, 873 nucleotides long. It is a transcript of the gene Ski6, whose product is annotated as exosome complex component RRP41. The record is from RefSeq and is a predicted model, not a curated record. The transcript has a single exon. Bases 92 to 841 code for a protein of 249 amino acids. Gene Ontology annotation, cellular component: nuclear exosome (RNase complex); cytoplasmic exosome (RNase complex); nucleolus. NCBI's taxonomy places the organism in Eukaryota, Metazoa, Arthropoda, Insecta, Diptera, Drosophilidae. Gene Ontology annotation, biological process: U4 snRNA 3'-end processing; poly(A)-dependent snoRNA 3'-end processing; nuclear mRNA surveillance.